Messenger RNA from Podospora pseudopauciseta, 3654 nucleotides. It is a transcript of the gene MSH6, whose product is annotated as DNA mismatch repair protein msh6. Gene Ontology annotation, cellular component: nucleus; MutSalpha complex. Gene Ontology annotation, molecular function: ATP-dependent DNA damage sensor activity; mismatched DNA binding; ATP binding. Gene Ontology annotation, biological process: mismatch repair. The transcript is spliced from 4 exons. The record is from RefSeq and is a predicted model, not a curated record. The coding region runs from base 1 to 3654 and encodes 1217 amino acids. NCBI's taxonomy places the organism in Eukaryota, Fungi, Ascomycota, Sordariomycetes, Sordariales, Podosporaceae.
AUGGGAGACAAGACAGCAGCCCGCACCCCGGCAAAGACGCCGUCUACAGCUAAGAAACAGGGACAGGCGCCGUCAACGGGCAAGCAGCAGAGCAUUCUCGGCUUCUUUUCUAAGACACCAGCAAGCAGUGCCAAUGCUCCCAAUUCUUCGCCCUCGGUCAAGCCGACACCUUCCCUCAAGAAAGCCAGCUCCUCGCAAUGCCUCCAAGAGACAACCAAGUCCAACUCUGCGCGACGACCACCUGAUGCUACACCUGUCCCCAGCAGUGACGCCCCUGAGCCGACCAGCUCUCAGGAAAACAGAGACGUUAGCACUGCCAAGGCAUGUGUGUCGAAAUCGAGGACGACCAUGAGGGACACCACGACGCUGCCCAGCAGCCCUUCCCGAAAGGUCAAAAAAGCCGUCAACUAUGCCGAAUCAUCCGACGAAGAAGACGAGGAGUUCAUCGCCUCAUUGACAUCUCGGAAGAGCCGACAGCGCCGCCCGCGUGCGGCGGUCAUCGACGAGGAUGAUGAGGACACGUACGAGGCAGGCGCCAAUGAAAUUGAAGAGGAGGACGAUGAAAUGGAAGACUUUGUAGUCUCGGACGACUCAGAUGCUCCAUCCAGAUCGAAGAAGAGGAAACGGCCGGCUGCCAAAACCUCUGCGCCACGGAAGAAGACCACUAACCCAUCGCCGCCUCGUUCAGCUGCCCCAGACCUGGACGGUGACGAGCCAAUGGAAGACGUCCCCCCGUCGACGUCCACCGCACAGAAGUGGAAAUACGACCCUGACAGCAUCGAUCAUGACGAGCCACAGGAGACGGUCGUCAAGGCCACUCCAGCUGCGAAGAAGCCGUCGUCAACACCCAAACCGAAACCGAAAGCGCACACUCAGGAACCCGAGAAGAGAUAUCCCUGGCUGGCCAACAUCCUGGAUGGCAACAAAAAGCCACCAACCGACCCAGAGUUUGAUCCCACGUCCAUCUACAUCCCACCGGCAGCGGAGAAGCAGUUCUCUGCCUUUGAGAAGCAGUACUGGGACAUCAAGAAGAAUCUCUGGGAUACCGUCGUGUUCUUCAAAAAGGGCAAGUUCUACGAGCUGUACGAAAAUGAUGCAACCAUUGGUCACCAGUUGUUUGAUCUGAAGAUGACAGACCGCGUCAACAUGCGCAUGGUGGGUGUCCCUGAGAGCUCACUCGAUAUGUGGGUCAACCAGUUCGUCGCGAAAGGCUUCAAGGUCGCUCGUGUGGACCAGAUGGAGUCCGCGCUUGGCAAGGAGAUGCGCGAGCGUGACGCAAAGGCCAAGAAGGCGGACAAGAUCAUCCGACGUGAGCUUGCUUGCAUCUUGACUGCCGGCACCCUGGUGGACGGCAGCAUGCUCCAGGAUGAUAUGGCCACAUACUGCGCAGCCAUCAAGGAGUCUGUUGUGGAUGGCAAGCCUUGCUUUGGCAUUGCGUUUGUGGAUGCCGCCACUGGUCAGUUUUUAAUUUCCGAGUUUGAGGAUGAUGUCGACCUCACUAAGUUCGAGACCUUUGUUGCCCAGACAUGCCCUCGGGAACUGGUGCUGGAAAAGUCGCGGCUGUCCACCAAGGCCCUCCGCAUCCUCAAGAACAACACUGCACCUACCACCAUCUGGAACUAUCUCAAACCCGACACCGAGUUUUGGGAUGCUGAGACGUCGAGGCGGGAACUGGAGUGCAACGGUUACUUCUCCAACGCUGAUAACCAGGAGGAAGUCUGGCCGGAGAAGCUCGAGAAGGUCAAGGAGAAGGACCUCUUGAUGUCGGCUCUUGGCGGGCUAGUUCAUUACCUGCGCUUCCUCAAGCUCGAACGGAGCUUGCUCUCGCAAGGGAACUUUGAACCAUACAAUCCAAUCCACCGCAAUGGCACGCUCAUUUUGGACGGCCAGACCCUCAUCAACCUCGAGAUCUUCUCCAACACGGCCAACGGUGGCGUGGAAGGAACGCUUUUUAACCUCCUCAACAGGUGUAUUACGCCGUUUGGGAAGCGUCUCUUCCGGCAGUGGGUCUGCCACCCGCUCUGCAACAUCCAGAAGAUCAACGAACGUCUUGAUGCGGUGGACAUGCUCAGCAACGACAAGAGUGCGCUUGCCGAGUUCUCGUCCCACAUGAGUAAGAUGCCCGACCUGGAGCGAUUGAUCUCGCGCAUCCACGCCGGCUCCUGCAGACCUGAAGACUUUGUCCGUGUUCUCGAGGGCUUUGAGCAGAUUGACUACACCAUGAACUUCCUUGGCGCUUUUGGGGGUGGCAAUGGGCUGGUGGACCGGCUCAUUUCUUGCAUGCCCGAUCUCAAAGAGCCCCUUGGUUACUGGGAGACGGCCUUUGACAGGAAGAAGGCUCGCGACAGCAAGGUUCUCAUCCCCGAGCGGGGGAUCGAGGAGGAUUAUGACAACAGCGAGGACGAGCUGAACCGCAUCAAGGAAGAGUUGGCUCAGCUGCUCGAGAAGCAAAAGACGGCCUUGAAGUGCAGGCAACUCAAGUUCACCGACGUCGGCAAGGAGGUGUACCAGAUUGAAGUGCCCAAGUCGACCAAGGUGCCUUCGAGUUGGCGCCAGAUGUCAGCUACGGCCGCUGUCAAGCGGUACUACUUCCGAGAGCUGGAAAGCCUUGUCCGUGAGCUCCAGGAAACCGAGGAGACGCACUCCCAGAUCGUCAAGGAGGUCGCGUCAAGGUUCUUUAAGAAAUUUGACGUUGAUUACGAGGUGUGGUUGCAGGCCAUUCGCAUCAUCUCGCAGCUGGACUGCCUGAUGAGCUUGGCCAAGUCGUCUCUUGCCCUCGGCCUUCCCAGUUGCCGUCCGGAGUUUGUUGAUGACGAGCGGAGCGUCUUGCACUUUGAGGAGCUCCGUCACCCGUGCAUGAUCAACAGGGUGGAUGACUUUAUUCCCAACGAUGUCCACCUCGGCGGCGAGCAGGCCAAGAUUAACCUUCUUACUGGUGCCAACGCGGCUGGAAAGUCGACUGUUCUUCGAAUGACUUGUACUGCCGUCAUCAUGGCCCAGAUUGGCUGUUACGUCCCGGCUGUGUCGGCCAAGUUGACUCCUGUCGACCGUAUCAUGUCUCGUCUCGGCGCCAACGACAAUAUUUUUGCCGCCCAAAGCACCUUCUUUGUUGAGCUGUCCGAAACCAAGAAGAUUCUGGCCGAGGCUACGUCCCGCUCCCUUGUUAUUCUUGACGAGCUCGGACGUGGCACCUCUUCGUAUGAUGGCCUGGCUGUCGCCCAAGCUGUUCUUCACCAUGUGGCAUCCCACAUUGGUUGUGUUGGGUUCUUUGCUACCCACUACCACAGCCUGGCAACCGAGUUUGAGAACCACCCUGAGAUCCGGGCGCGGAGGAUGCAGAUUCACGUCGACGGUGGGAACCGGCGAGUGACGUUCUUGUACAAACUGGAGGACGGUGUUGCAGAGGGAUCGUUUGGUAUGCACUGUGCUGCCAUGUGCGGUAUUCCCAACAAGGUCAUCGAGGAGGCCGAGGUGGCGGCCAAGGAGUGGGAGCACACCAGCCGGUUGAAGGAAAGCUUGGAGAGGGCCAAGACGGGGUGUUACAUCCCUCUCGGAGUGCUGAGCGAUGUGGCAAGCUUGCUCAGGGUUGGUGGUGAGGCAGAAGUGCAGGAGCGGGGGGUGGAGGUGCUGUUGCGAGCCAUUGAGGCGCUCUGA